AUGUCGAAAACAUUCUCGCGCGCCGAGGUCGCCAAACACGCCUCCGAAGACUCCGUCUGGUGCAUCAUCGAUCACCGCGUCUACGACCUCACAGAUUUCCUCGACGCCCACCCCGGCGGUAGUGUCGUCCUCGCCCAGGUCGCCGGCAAAGAUGCGACCGCCGAAUUCUACAACCUUCACCGUCAAGAGGUCCUCGAGAAAUACCGUGAUGAGCUCUGCAUCGGGACCGUAGAGGGCGAAACCCCCGAGAUUGCCCCCCGCGAACCCGGCAGCCUCAGUGAAGUCCCCUAUGCCGAGCCCCUCUGGCUGCGUCCGGAUUUCAAGAACCCCUACUAUAAGGAGAGCCAUCGUCGGUUGCAGCGCGCCGUGCGCGAGUUCACCGAUCGUUAUAUCUACCCCGAAGCGCAGGAGAAGGAGAAGGAUGGCACAUAUAUCAGCCAGGAGUUGAUCGAUCGCAUGGCGGAGGCUGGUAUUCUGGCUAUGCGCUUGGGCCCCGGAAAGCAUUUGCAUGGUCGCAAGUUGCUGGGUGGUGCUGUUGAUGGAAAGGAGUUCGACUAUCUGCAUGAUUUGAUCAUUUCGCAGGAGCUGAGCCGAGCGAACGCCAGAGGCUUCUCGGACGGAAACAUGGCUGGUAUGGCGAUCAGUUUGACCGCUGUUCAGCAGUGGUUGCGCAAUGUCCCUCUUCGCAACCAGAUCACCGACGAGGUUCUGUCGGGCAGAAAGAAGAUGUGUCUUGCCAUCACCGAAGCUUUCGCCGGUAGUGACGUGGCUGGACUGCGCACCACGGCGACAAAGACUCCAGAUGGCAAGCACUACAUUAUCAACGGCACCAAGAAGUGGAUCACUAACGGCAUGUUCGCCGACUACUUCGUUGUGGGCUGCAAGACCGAGAAGGGCUUCUCGGUGAUUCUGGUCCCCCGCGGCGAGGGCGUCGAGACUAAGCUGAUCAAGACCUCCUACUCGACCGCCGCCGGUACGGCAUACAUUCAGUUCGAGAACGUCAAGGUCCCUGUCGAGAACCUCCUGGGUGAGGAACACAAGGGCUUCAUCGUCAUCAUGAGCAACUUCAACCACGAACGUUUCAUGAUGGCCUGUGGCACCAUCCGCAUGGCCAUGACGGUUGUUGAGGAGUGCAUGAAAUGGUGCAACCAACGUAUUGUCUUCGGCAAGAAGCUGAUUGAACAACCUGUCAUGCGACAAAAACUCGCCCGAAUGAUCUCUCUCUGCGAAUCCAACCAAGCUUGGCUGGAAUCCAUCGCUUACCAGAUGUGCAACAUGACCUACAAGGAACAAGCGACUCAUCUGGGUGGCCCCAUCGGCCUGCUCAAAUCGCACGCAACCCGCGCCGCGCAGGAGAUCGCUGAGCAAGCGACAAACAUCUUCGGCGGUCGUGGUCUGACCCAGACUGGCAUGGGCAAGGUCAUCGAGAUGUUCCAUCGCACGUACAAGUUCGACGCGAUCUUGGGUGGAACAGAGGAGAUUCUGGCCGAUUUGGGCGUGCGACAGGCUAUGAAGAAGUUCCCUAAAGCGAUGUUGUAA
Molecule: messenger RNA, 1539 nt
Organism: Aspergillus bombycis
Lineage: Eukaryota; Fungi; Ascomycota; Eurotiomycetes; Eurotiales; Aspergillaceae
Product: acyl-CoA dehydrogenase family protein
Exons: 4
Coding region: 1-1539 (512 amino acids)
Molecular function (GO): heme binding; acyl-CoA dehydrogenase activity; flavin adenine dinucleotide binding
Source: RefSeq, a predicted model, not a curated record